GGCGAGCCACACGGUACAGUCAGUUGGACUCCGCCACUCGGAAGCAACGGUUCGGUCUUGCGAACGGGUAUAUUCUUCGACUUGCGGGGACAGUCCCGAAUGAAAAGGACGACGACUUUGCGUGCUGGAUUGCGUCGGGCCAAGUAAACACUUUGUCCGUCCCGGUUAACGUUGGGAGGAAAAUUCGUACCCUAAAUUGCCAUCCAGUUUUCCUAUUAACAGUGAACCUUUUGGCGUAUCUUUAUCUUGCUGCUAUCGGUUGCGGUUUAAUAUAUUGUGGUCGGAAAAAUUGAAAAGAAGAAAAACAAAAAACCAAGAAACCACGGUGUAGUGGCAAUAUGAGGGUGGGAAAAAUUACUUUGUGCUGCUGCUGCUGCUGUUUGAGGGGGAGGAAAUUUGAAAUUCUUGGCAGUAUGAUUGUGUGAAUCAGCGUCAAUCAGGCGGAGAUGAAAGUGAGAGUCGUUUGGGGAGGGAAAUUUAUUGUUGUGUAUUUUGGCGAACGCUUAGUGUCACAGUAAGCGUCACAACAAACAGGCACAGCGUGAGCUCGUGGCGUGACUGGGACAGCGGCGCUAAGCGUAAUUUACCACGACUCAAUUUAUUGGAUGCGUGCAUUCCCGCUGAGCGGAAAAAGGCAGAGUGUUAGGUUCACGGCGAUGUGCCUACCGGUUGCACUGGUGAUUAAAGCCACUUCGUGUUGGAAUGAUAAAAAUGGAAAAUAAUAGCAGUAACAGUUCGGCGCGGGUGGCAUUAGUGAGAAAGUGCGAUAGAUGGUGGUUCUGUAGUGCAUGGCAUUAUUCUGCGUAGUGAAGCAAAAAGAAAUAUGACAGGGGCAAGACAUUGUAUGCCACUCAAACUGUGCUGAAAGUGUGAAAAUGUAUGCGAAAAGAAUAGUCCACAAACAGAAGUGUACAGAAAUAUGCAUUACAGCGGUUGCGGGAAAAUGCUCGGGUAAAAGAAUGAAGAAGCUCCUUUUCUGUGAAACUAUCUGGUCGGUGCAGCUGUGAUUGUUUCAAAGAUUUCCUAAUCCUAGCUGUAAAAAGUGAUUCUUCAGUUCACCAACAUCGAUUUGAAGGAAGCAUCACGGGCAAUGUGAGCAACAACGCAUUGUCGCUAUCAGCAAACCGUUAUUUUACUGGAACUUGAAUCGCACGGCAAAAGGAAGAACUUUCUUUAACCUGAAAAUCACCCGCGCACACAAAUAGAACUUGAGAAAGCCAUCAAACGCGACUGGCGGAACACCACGCUCGGAAGAACAUUUCCACCCGGCUGGCCCUGGCCAGUUCCGUAGCAGGAUGAUGGUCCAAGCUGUAAUAUUUUUACGACCGCAUCAAUUUUUCUUGCACUGUCGAUGGUGUGGCUGCUGUUGUCACAGCUACUGUGGAGAAAUCUGUUGCUACCAGCAGCUGGACCACAAUCGAUUGAGACCUUGGUUCUGGUUCUGUGCCAGUUUUUCCAACAAAGCUGAUACCGAUAGUGGUGGUGACGAUGAUGAUGAUGAUGAUGUUCCGCUCGUUACUACUGGUGAAGGUGAUGAAAAUGUUAAGAUACCGAAUGCCAAUGCUUUUACUUCCUCCACCCGCGUAUUGAGACAUUCUACGUUUUUGACUGCGAGGCAUGCAGCCCGUGGAAAGUGAAUAACGUUACUUGAACUGUAUGAAAGCAUGCGAACAUUAUAAAAUAUGAAUCUAGUGGAGGAAAGUUUGGUGAUAGGCGACGCGAAGGUGCCUCCGGUGUCUGGAGGCAGGAGUGACGAACUGACAGGGACACAGGGAGCCGGUUUUGGUAUUGAACAGCUAGAGCUGAACAACAGCGCACAGCUACUGACAACUCAGGCUGGCGUUAUGAAGGCAAACGAUACGACUAACGGUACCGAACAAGUGAUUGAUAGCUUCUACUUUUACGAGACUGAGCAAUUUGCAGUAUUAUGGAUUUUAUUUGUAGUGAUUGUGCUAGGCAACAUGGCUGUGUUAGUGACGCUGUUUCUGAAUAAGAAUCGCAAAUCGAGAAUGAACUUUUUUAUCAAACAACUGGCAAUCGCGGAUCUCAGCGUCGGCCUGUUGAGUGUUCUGACGGAUAUCGUGCAAAGGAUCACCAUUUCCUGGCUGGCGGGAAACGUGGCCUGCAAGUUAAUUCGAUUCAUUCAGGUGUGGGUCACGUACGCUUCGACCUACGUGCUGGUGGCGCUCAGCAUCGACCGCUACGACGCGAUAACCCAUCCGAUGAACUUUUCCGGCUGCUGGAAGCGAGCAAGGCGACUGGUGGGUGCCGCUUGGGGAUUCAGUGCUGUAUUUUCGUCACCUAUGUUCUAUCUCUACGAAGAACGUGUCAUUCAAGAUCAGCUUCAGUGUUGGAUAGAACUGGGCGAUGCACUCCGCUGGCAGCUCUACAUGUGCUGGGUAGCCACUUCGCUGUUUGUGAUACCGGCCUUCAUUAUCUCCGCUUGCUAUGUGAUCAUUAUCAAAACAAUCUGGUCGAAGGGCUCCAUGCUGGGACCGGUUGGAGACAAAUAUCGAUAUCGAAACGGCAGCACCGACCUGGCCAGCCGGCGUGCCAGUUCCAGGGGUAUCAUUCCACGGGCCAAGGUGAAAACCGUCAAGAUGACCAUCGUGAUAGUGAUAGUAUUCGUGCUCUGCUGGUCGCCCUACAUCGUGUUCGAUCUGCUGCAGGUGUUUGAACAGAUUCCGAAAACGCAAACCAAUAUUGCCAUCGCAACGUUCAUCCAAAGCCUAGCACCGCUCAAUUCGGCGGCUAAUCCGCUGAUCUACUGCUUAUUUUCGACGCAUUUCGUUAGAACGCUAAAAAGACUUCCACCAUUCCGAUGGCUCUUUUCAUCCGGCCUAUGCUGCGUCAGCCCGGAUGAUCCAAACAGCCACAGCGGGUGUGGGCAGACGGCCAAUGGGAAUCGUCUGCGGAACCAGCACAGCAGUGAUUCCAUGAGAACGCUCACCACGUCGUUGACAGUUUCCACCCGAAGGCCGACCACCAUCAUCCGGACGUCGAGAGUGAUUGUAUAGCAGUAGCAGCAGGGUGCCAACGUUGGUCCGGUUGGGCCAUGGGAAAAGUGUUUACCUGGAACAAAAUUUGCUCCAACAUCGAAGCGCAUAAAGAUCUAGUCAAAUUGUUAACUUACAAUCGUGACCCUUUUUAUAAUGUGCGGUUUCUAUAGUUACCAUUAGAAUUUUAGAGGCAUAUUCGGUACUAUUCGACAAUUUGCUGCGAACAUUCUCGUUGAUUGAUAGUCAGAGUAUUUUAAUAUUAAGAUUUAGGUAACUAUAAAUCAAGUGUUAUGUGCCAGUCGGAAAAGGCCUUUUAGCCUUUCUACGAAUAAUACUUCUGUGCGGCGAUGUGAAAGUGCUUUUAACUGUCUGUAGCGGCAAUCCUCAGUGUAUACCAAAAAUAGGAAUCCGAAAAUAAUCAGUAAGAGAUUGUAAGGGUUAUUGCAUUUAUAUUCGAGCAAAUAUCAGAACAAGAGCCAGUGGCAAAUUUGGGAAUUAUAAGUUUUUUGUAUUAUUCGUUAGACUGAUACGGUUCAUUGUAUUUUGUAAGCUGAAAACUUAACCACCUGUGAAAAUAGCAUAAUAAAAAGUUUAUGGAUCUGUUUGAUAAAAAUGUUA
Messenger RNA from Topomyia yanbarensis, 3617 nucleotides. Its product is annotated as cardioacceleratory peptide receptor-like. The record is from RefSeq and is a predicted model, not a curated record. Gene Ontology annotation, molecular function: vasopressin receptor activity. NCBI's taxonomy places the organism in Eukaryota, Metazoa, Arthropoda, Insecta, Diptera, Culicidae. Gene Ontology annotation, cellular component: membrane. Gene Ontology annotation, biological process: G protein-coupled receptor signaling pathway. The transcript is spliced from 10 exons. The coding region runs from base 1683 to 3017 and encodes 444 amino acids.